GACGGAGCUAGCCGGCUAACUAUAACUAGCUCAGAUAGACGCCAUUAGUUCAGGGAAAAGCAGGCAGUCGCAUCAGGUUGAAAAGGGUAUUAGCUCGCAGUUAAAACAAAAUAUCUGACAUUUGUUGGCGCUUAUUGAUAAGGUUCAGAUUCACGUAUGCUGUCGAUGUGUUUUUCUCAUAAUUUUUAGCUCUUUUUCUGAAGUCGGAAGCUGAUGUGAGCUACGCAAGACUUCAGUUCCGAGGGGGUUAGCAUUAGCAGCGCUAGCAUAGCAGUGUUAGAAGCCGUUUGUUUUUGUGCUUUUGAUCCGUUCAAUAAAUUGCCUGCCAUGGCGGCCGGGGGGACGGGCGGCAACAGCAACAAAACCUACUCGUUCAAGGUGGUGUUGCUGGGGGAAGGCUGUGUAGGGAAGACGUCGCUGGUGCUGCGUUAUUGCGAAAACAAAUUCAACGACAAACACAUCACAACUCUACAGGCGUCCUUCCUCACAAAGAAGCUCAACAUCACAGGAAAGAGAGUUAACCUGGCCAUAUGGGACACAGCAGGUCAGGAGCGUUUUCAUGCGUUAGGUCCCAUCUACUACAGAGACUCCAAUGGAGCCAUACUAGUGUACGACAUCACAGACGAAGACUCCUUUCAGAAGGUGAAAAACUGGGUGAAAGAGUUGAGAAAAAUGUUGGGGAAUGAGAUUUGUUUAUGUAUAGUAGGUAAUAAAAUUGAUUUGGACAAAGACAGACAUGUUUCAGUGGAAGAGGCUGAGAGUUAUGCAGAGUCGGUGGGGGCCAAACACUACCACACAUCAGCCAAGUUAAAUAAAGGCAUAGAGGAACUGUUCUUGGAUCUCUGUAAAAGGAUGAUGGAAACAGCACAGGCUGAAGAGAGAUUGAAAGGCAAUGGAGCCAGCCAAUCAGCGUCGAGUAGGCGGGGCGUACAGAUUGUCGACGAUGAACCACAGGCCACACCUGCCGGGGGAUGCUGCUCCUCCGGCUAACACACACAAACACACGCACAGAUACAGACAUAUACAUUUUCUCUGUCAUACAUGUGUGCAUUCAUAAUAUUCACACAUAAACAUUUAGCAGUGUUUCUGUUGUCUGGUCAGUCCACUCUAAAAUCCUAAAAGAAUCUGCCUCUGCUGCUAAGGAGCAUGGGAAAUUUGAUUUAAAUCAGUGUAAUCCCUGUUCCCACCAAAAUUAAAAAAUGCUUAGGUUUGAGUAUCACUUUGAUUAUUGUAAUUUCUUAUAUAACCACAUAACAGAAGUUUGAAAGCAGUGAAACUAAAAACAGCCUCAGAGCAACACUGAACAUGUCACGGCUCCAUUCUGCAGCUGCAGCUCUGUACCUUUAAUAUGGAACAGUUUCAUCAGUCAGAUUUACCACAGCAGAGAUUUAUUGUGUUUUUGUUUUUUGAGGGGCAGAACAUGUAUCCAAACAUAAAGCACUGCAUUAACCAUUAAUCUUAAUAUCUAUCUAAAAAUACACGUCUUCUGUUUUUUUUUCCAAACCUAAGAUGAGAUGACAGCAGCUUGUGGGGCAACAGCUCCCCACGCUGGAUGAACGUCAAAACUAUUUGGGUUUGCUGCUGCAGGUUUAUUAAAUUAAACUGAAGACAUUUAAUCAUUAAUAGGAAUUCUAUUGAAAAAAGAAAAAUCUAACUCAGUUUCCAAAUUUCACAUGGUUACUAUUUGCUCUUGUAUCUAAAUUAAAGUCCACAUUUGAAGCAAAUCAAAUUAGAAAAGGAAGAAAUAAAUUAAGUUGCAAUCUAAGCAUGUCUGUUUGCUGGAAAAAAAAAUCUGUAUAAACAUUGAUCAGUUUGUGUGUUUAUUGCAGUUGACAGCUGUAAUCUUCAGGAGAUUGUUAUUCAGUAUUGUGCAGCUCCUCUUCCUCAACACAAUGGAUUUAUGAAACACUCAAACAUACAUGUACACACUGACACGCUCAUCCUCCUGCUCAUUAUCCCUCAACAGACAAUAAUAAAAUGCAUGUUUGAUUUCUGUAAAACGCUUUGUUUUAAAAAAGAAAAAAAAAAGUAAUAAAAAACUGAAUUGCUAUUAUUUAAUAAGUUAUAUUCAUGUGGCGGUGAUGGAAAUCUGUACGUUUUCUCUCUGUGUAUCUUGUUUCCACUCGGCCUGUAUCUACAUUAAUCUCUGCUUACUGAAAACUUGGUGAAAUGACCAUUGACAUUGUACAGAAAGCUCAAUGAAAACAAAAAAACACAUAUUGAACAUUUUAUUUGCCUUUAAAACUAUGGGAAACUCUGCACACAUGGUUGUAGGAGGAAAAAAAAUAAACCAUGUACUGUUUCUGCUCAUCCUGGAAGACCUAAAUGUUGAUUGAAGAGGUUAAAAAAAAAA
This is a messenger RNA of Sphaeramia orbicularis (orbiculate cardinalfish), 2353 nucleotides long. It is a transcript of the gene rab21, whose product is annotated as RAB21, member RAS oncogene family. The coding region runs from base 328 to 990 and encodes 220 amino acids. The record is from RefSeq and is a predicted model, not a curated record. Gene Ontology annotation, molecular function: GTP binding; GTPase activity. The transcript has 7 exons. Gene Ontology annotation, biological process: Rab protein signal transduction. NCBI's taxonomy places the organism in Eukaryota, Metazoa, Chordata, Actinopteri, Kurtiformes, Apogonidae.